Messenger RNA from Labeo rohita (rohu), 1853 nucleotides. RefSeq names its product SAMM50 sorting and assembly machinery component (gene samm50). NCBI's taxonomy places the organism in Eukaryota, Metazoa, Chordata, Actinopteri, Cypriniformes, Cyprinidae. Gene Ontology annotation, cellular component: outer membrane; SAM complex. Gene Ontology annotation, biological process: mitochondrial respiratory chain complex assembly; protein insertion into mitochondrial outer membrane. The record is from RefSeq and is a predicted model, not a curated record. The transcript has 15 exons. The coding region runs from base 138 to 1547 and encodes 469 amino acids.
CGUGGUUACCAAGUGUCAUGGCGGCCACCGGGAGAUUGUUGUAGUGUGCCAGAGACAGACCGCGGAUUAUUCUGUAUUAAGCUGAACUGUGUUUAUUAUCAUAUUGGUGGCAUUUGAAUGUAAAAACUCUUUUAAACAUGGGGACCGUGCAUGCCAGGAGUCUGGACCCCCUUCCUAUGCAAGGACCUGAGCUGGGGGUUCAAGCAGAUGAUAUGGACUUUGGAGAACCAGAGCAUGAAGAAAAACAGGAAGUUCUUGAAAAUAAAGAUGUUGUAGUACAGCAUGUGCACAUUGAUGGUCUUGGAAGAACAAAGGAAGACAUUUUAACAUAUGAGAUUGCAGAUGUUUUCCGUGCCAAAAACCUGAUUGAUGUAAUGAAGAAAUCUCAUGAGGCCAGACAGAGACUUUUGCGUUUGGGGAUAUUCAGACAUGUGGAAGUUGUCAUUGACACUGCUGAAGGUGCUGACGCACUGCCGAAUGGACUAGAUGUGACAUUCGAGGUGAAGGAGUUGAGAAGAAUGACUGGAAGUUACAACACCAUGGUUGGGAACAACGAGGGAAGCAUGGUGCUGGGUCUGAAAUUGCCCAAUGUUUUUGGCCGUGCGGAGAAGCUGACCUUCCAGUUCUCUUAUGGGACAAAGGAAACCUCAUAUGGCCUGUCAUUCUUCAAGCCCCAGCCUGGACACUUUGAGCGCAACUUCUCCAUUAACUUGUAUAAAGUCACGGGCCAGUUCCCAUGGAGUUCCCUUAGAGAAACGGACAGAGGGGUCUCCACAGAAUUCAGUUUCCCCAUCUGGAGGACAAAUCACACUUUGAAGUGGGAGGGUGUGUGGAGAGAGCUGGGCUGCUUGGCCCGUACGGCCUCCUUCGCUGUCAGGGAGGAGAGUGGCCAUUCCCUAAAGUCCUCACUUUCCCACGCAAUGGUCAUUGACACACGCAAUUCUACCAUCCUUCCAAGAAAAGGUGCCUUACUGAAGAUCAACCAGGAAUUGGCAGGUUACACUGGAGGAGAUGUCAGUUUCCUAAAGGAAGACUUUGAAAUUCAACUCAACAAGACUUUGUUCUGGGACUCGGUGCUCUCUACCUCUCUAUGGGGUGGUAUGUUGCUGCCUCUCGGAGAAAAACCCUCCUGUAUCGCUGACAGGUUCUAUUUGGGUGGUCCGACCAGCGUGAGGGGCUUCAGCAUGUACAGCAUCGGCCCUCAGAGUGAAGGUGAUUACCUCGGUGGGGAGGCGUAUUGGGCCGGAGGGAUUCAUCUGUACACCCCUCUUCCAUUCAGGCCAGGUAGAGGCGGGUUCGGAGAACUCUUUAGGACACAUUUCUUCCUCAACGCUGGAAACCUGUGUAACCUCAACUAUGGUGAAGGACCCAGGGCACACCUGAGCAAGCUGGCCGAAUGUAUUCGCUGGUCUUAUGGAGCGGGUAUUGUGUUGCGUCUAGGGAACAUCGCUCGGCUGGAGCUCAACUAUUGCAUUCCCAUGGGCGUCCAGAGUGGAGACAGGAUAUGUGAUGGAGUGCAGUUUGGGGCUGGAAUCCGCUUCCUGUGAUUCCACGAUUCCCAUCACAAGCCCGUUUUGGAACAAAGAAGCAUUUCUGUUACUUUAUACUUGUGUUAAUGGAUAUUCAACCAAUUCCAUUUCAAGAUUCAAAGUAAUGCAAUGAAUGUUGGCUAAUUUUGCUGUGUUGGCAAACAUUCUAAAAAAGGAAAAUGGUUUAAAAGUCCAAAGAGAAUUGUUAAGAAUCAGUCUUUUUAUUGGCACUUCAGAGGGGAAUAUAUCAGACAUCAGUGCUCUUAUUGUCAUAUUUAUUUGUCAGAACAGUCAGUGUUCAAUAAAUAAUGUUUCUGGCCUUUA